CAAGGCAGUCACUGGAAAACCGGAGCCCGCAUGAAAGAGCCUUAUAGCCCCAGGAGCUCUCUGACCUCGCCCAAGCCAGACGAUGAUUCACUUCAUUUUACAACUGCCGCCAGCUUUCUCGCUAUCUUGUCCGGUACAUUUGAAGCCCUGCUAAUGUUUUAGGAAGGCUGUGUAUUGCUCACAGCACAACAUUCGUACCAAAGAAACAACAAUAGCCUGGGCUUGAUCCGUACUCCACCAAAAAUCGACCCAAUAUCAUAGGCUACCGAAUUGUUGCGGAUCCUCUACCUCGAAGUAACAAAUCCACCAGCAUGUCACUUCCUUCAAAUGCAGCUGAAAAUCUAGCGAGGAAGCUGAAAGAGAAGAAACUGGAAUGGCCCCCCCGGGGCAAUACAUACUUUAUUCCAAUCAACGAGAUUCGAAAGCAUUUGAAGAAGGACGCGGUGCGGAAUGUACUUCACGAGAUAUAUCCAGAACUAGACGACAGAGGUCUCCAUUCUGCAACUAACCACAUUUGUACCAAGGCCCUGAAACUGUUCGCGAUACUUAUACUCUAUGGCUCAAACCAAGGCCCUUAUCCAAAUAUACUGGAUAUCAUUGACAGUAAAGUCACCGAUGAGGAUCUUCCUCUCGCGAGAGUCCCUUCGCAUUCACCAAACUACACUUUGGGAAAGAGGAAACACAAGUCCUGUCCUCAAGAACAUGAAUGCGAAUGUGGGAUACGUGCGCUUUCAUCUUGGAGAUCGCACGAUAUCGAAGACCUCAGUCGCGACCAGUGGCUUGUACUCGCGCCUGUCUUCAAAAGUUAUCCGGACCGCAUCAAACAUCAUAUUCUGGACGACAGCACAAUCAUGCCAUACAUCGGUGACAAAGAGAACGAAGAAGGCGAAAUGAGGGAAGGUGGCUACAGUGAAGUUUGGCGUGUCCAGAUUCAUCCUGCCCAUCAGUCCCUAUUCUCCUUGAGCGACUCUUCGGUAAGACGAAAGUCAGGAAAGAAAAGCAGAAAAUCUCACGCAUCUCAGGUGCCAAAGAUAGCCGUCAAAAGGUUGAUUUCUCGGAAAUCGGAGGACUUCGAGAAAGAAAACGACAUGCUCAGCAAGCUUACGCUCAAGAAGGACCCACAUCUGAUCAAGCUGCUGGCAACAUACAAAUUCAAGAACAAAUAUCAUUUUCUGUUUCCAUUCGCAAAGCUCAAUCUCCGCGAGUAUUGGGAGAAGAAUUCUCUGCUGAAGUGGGAAAAGACAGAGGUCCUCUGGGCUCUGGAACAAUUACUUGGAUUGGCUUCUGCUCUGCAUGUAAUUCAUGAAUUCAAAACGGCGUAUCCCCUGGGAUCUGAUCGUACCGACCCCGAAGUAUCUCGUCGGAGGCCAUCCAUGAAUGUCCGCAUGAAGGUUGACAAGGAAGAGGAGACAUUUGGAAGACAUGGCGAUCUAAAGCCGGAAAACAUUUUGUGGUUCGACAACCUCGAAGACUUUGGCCCUACCGGAAUUCUUCAAAUCACGGAUCUAGGUCUGGGCCGUUUCCAUCGCCUCGAAUCUCGGUCUCGUCAAGAUCCUACGACAAUCAACGGAUCCCCGACUUAUGUCCCUCCAGAACUCGUCUUAGAGAGAUUGGUUUCGAGAGCCUACGAUAUUUGGAGUUUCGCAUGCAUCUUCCUUGAAUUCAUCACUUGGAUGCUUGAUGGCAACACUGGUAUCCAAGACUUCGCAAACGCAAGACUCGUGGUAGCCCAUGAUACGGUCUUGGACGAUCUUUUCUACACCGUGUAUUACUCUGGCUCCGAGAAGUUCGCAACAGUACGACCACAAGUGACUGAAUGGAUCCAGAAGCUGCGUAAACAUAGACGUUAUUCCAAGAUGAUCCGAGAUCUUCUGGACCUGGUCGAGGACAGAAUGUUGCAAGUGGACACCGCAGACCGCAUAAGAUCUGGGGAGCUGAAGUCCAUACUCAGCAAGAUCGUCCAACGAGCUCAAUCAAACUCAACGUACCUGCUGGGUUAGCAAUUCAGGGCAGCACAAUGGAAGGAUGUAGUUCACAAAUUCGUAUUUUCGAGGUUGGGUUCUGCUGGCAGACCCUGAAAAUUGCGUUUGAGGAUUCAGUAACAAAAAGUAAAGCUGGUUAUGACGAGAAAGGACAAGACGGGAGGGUUUCAGGAGUUCAAUCCGUUUGUACGCUGGACACGUACAUGUACAGGUGGUUGCUUUAUUGUCAAAGGAGAAGAUAUAUUGAAUAGCAUUUGGCGUUGGCAAUUUGUGUAUUGAGGUUGGUGCCCGUUCGUACCUUCCACUUAUUACCUUAGAUGGUUCGUGAAAGCAAUCUGGCCAAAUCAUGUGACUCACAAAAUCAUCGUCACCGCAAUUUUUUUUUUGUAGAUAGUUUACCAAUUCAUUUAAGCAAUCAUGUCUGAUCACAUCCCA
Hyaloscypha bicolor E is the source of this 2417-nucleotide messenger RNA. RefSeq names its product kinase-like protein. The coding region runs from base 312 to 2000 and encodes 562 amino acids. Gene Ontology annotation, molecular function: ATP binding; protein serine/threonine kinase activity. Lineage: Eukaryota; Fungi; Ascomycota; Leotiomycetes; Helotiales; Hyaloscyphaceae. The transcript is spliced from 2 exons. The record is from RefSeq and is a predicted model, not a curated record. Gene Ontology annotation, biological process: peptidyl-serine phosphorylation; peptidyl-threonine phosphorylation.